UCAUCGGAAAUAAAUGGGAAACAUAUCAAACCAUGCUUGAGAGUGAUUAUAACGAAGGAGCUGCGAUGGACGCGAUCGGACUUCGGAGGUAUUGCUGUCGACGUAUGGUCUUAACCCAUACAGAUUUGAUCACAAAAUUACUUCAAUAUAACCCUCAAGAGAGAAGUCGUGAGCAAUUCAGAGCUCAAUUUCGUCAACAGCCUGGAGGUCCUUUACCAACUAAAGGAGCUGGUUCAAGAUCGCCUGCAAGGACUGGUUAA
Cetraspora pellucida is the source of this 260-nucleotide messenger RNA. The record is from the annotation of a GenBank genome assembly. Lineage: Eukaryota; Fungi; Glomeromycota; Glomeromycetes; Diversisporales; Gigasporaceae.